Closterium sp. Naga37s-1 is the source of this 849-nucleotide messenger RNA. The record is from the annotation of a GenBank genome assembly. Lineage: Eukaryota; Viridiplantae; Streptophyta; Zygnematophyceae; Desmidiales; Closteriaceae.
AUGAGGGAGAAGAAUGGCGGAGGCAGAAUGUGCUGCGGCAGUGGUGGAGGUGGGAAGGGUGGCAAUUUGGGCGAGGAAGUGGUGAAGGAGGGGCUGCUCCGUGGGCUGGCGGAGGUAAUGGAGGAUGCACUUGGCGCUACCAGCCAUGGGCCGGGUAGUGGCUGUGCAAGAUAUGGUGACGUUGAGGCUCUGAGGGGUUGCUGUGGGGUGGGAUGUGUGCGAGUCACUCGGAAUGGUGGGGGCCGCGGUCAAGAGCGGGUGAAAGGGGGGCUGAGGAAAGGAGGGCGAAGGGGGGGUCCCUUACCCUUCCCUUUCACCCUUUCCCCUGCCCUGACCGACUCCCCCUCCCCUUACCGUCUCCCUUCACCCAUACCCCCCCUUUUUUUCCCUCCCUCACCCUCCCCUGACCCCAGUCUCUCAUCCCCUCCCCAUUCCAAUCCCCUAACCCAACGCCAGGCUCUGCCGACCCCUCCUCACCGCACCUGCUUUUCCUACAACAACUCCCACCGCUGUGGACCGGACGUGCUGUUCAACGCCAACCUGUGUGCUGCUGGCGUGGCGGAGAUGGGGGGGUGCUGGGUGCCCCAUGGUGGUGUUGUCGCUCAAGGGCGAGCAGCGGCUGCAGGAGGUGUGUUGUUUUGCAUAGCCUCACUCCAUCCCCAUCCCCUUCCAUUCCCUCCCCGAUACCUUUCUCCAUUUUCUGCCUCAUCCUCUUUCCCUUCAACUUCUCCUUCCCCAUCCCCAUUGCCACCCUCCUGCUGGCUCCACACCCGCUUUCUCCUACACGAAUUCUUCCCCACGGCAUCGUCUCGUGCCUCCACCUCAUUGUCCCCUGCACCCCUCUCAUAA